Molecule: messenger RNA, 1167 nt
Organism: Rhizopus microsporus ATCC 52813
Lineage: Eukaryota; Fungi; Mucoromycota; Mucoromycetes; Mucorales; Rhizopodaceae
Product: DnaJ-domain-containing protein
Exons: 3
Coding region: 1-1167 (388 amino acids)
Biological process (GO): cellular response to misfolded protein
Cellular component (GO): endoplasmic reticulum membrane
Molecular function (GO): Hsp70 protein binding
Source: RefSeq, a predicted model, not a curated record
AUGGAGAUCAAUAAAGAAGAAGCUAUUCGUUGUUUGAGGAUUGCAAAAAAUCAUUAUGGCAACAAAAAUUACGAUGCAGCUGUUCGCUUAACCCAAAAGUCAAUUAAACUUUAUCCAACAGAAGAAGCUAAAGAAUUCCUAGUAAAAGCUGAACAAGCAGCAGCCAAAGCAGGGCCAGAAGAAAUAAAGAAAGAAACCAAGUCAACAUCAUCAGCGCAAUCGUCUUCUUCUUCUUCAUCAACACAACAACAGUCUCAAGAAGUGAAAGAAAUAUUGGCCUGUGGUACGGAUUACUAUAAAGUAUUGAAAUUGAAUAGAAACUGUACAGAAGUUGAAAUCAAAAAAGCAUAUAGAAAACUCGCUCUUAAAUUCCAUCCAGAUAAAAACAAGACUCCUGGAGCCGAUGAGGCGUUUAAAUUGAUUUCAAAGGCAUUUACUGUCCUAAGUGAUCCUCAAAAACGAGCUGUACAUGAUGCUGGAGGAGGCGAUCCAGAACAACGAGGUAAUGGAGGAUUCUCGGGCUUCCGAACACAAACAUACGGUGCCUCCCCAUUUGGCGAUGAGAUAUCUCCUGAAGAUUUAUUCAACAUGUUCUUUGGAGGUGGUAUGGGAGGCAGAGCAUACACCUUUGGUGGUCCAACUGGAUUCAGCAGCGCAACCUUUGUCGGCCCAGGAUUCCGUGCGAGAACGUUUAAUACCGCAGGCGGUCCCUAUCAACGUGCAAGAUCACAUCAACCAGAACAACAGCAACGAACAGGUUGGUCUAUCUUUUUGCAGCUGUUGCCACUGUUGCUCUUAUUUGGAUACACCCUCUUUUCUGGUCUCUUUGUAGACGACACGCCUAGUUUUGCAUUUCAAUCCAACUCGGUCUAUUCUCAACCACGUAUGACAACCAGAAAUCAUGUUCGUUAUUUUGUGAACCCGGCGGCAUUCAGACCAUACCAAGACAAUAGAAACAAGCUCUAUCAAUUUGAAUAUCAAGUGGAAAAGGAUUGGCUGCAGUCAUUACAGCAAAAGUGCUUUAUGGAACGUAAGCAUCGACAAAUGCUUCUUGAUAAAUCAAAAGGAACAUUUGGAUUUAUAAAUCGAGAUGAAAAGCUUUACCAAGAAGCAUUAAAUAUGCAGCUCGACAGUUGUGAAGCGGUUAAACGAUUUCGUACUUAUUAA